Molecule: messenger RNA, 1355 nt
Organism: Nerophis ophidion (straightnose pipefish)
Lineage: Eukaryota; Metazoa; Chordata; Actinopteri; Syngnathiformes; Syngnathidae
Product: arrestin domain-containing protein 3-like
Exons: 6
Coding region: 96-1127 (343 amino acids)
Biological process (GO): protein transport
Cellular component (GO): cytoplasm; plasma membrane
Source: RefSeq, a predicted model, not a curated record
AUCCAGUUCAUAGUGUGUUUGUGAGUUCAACCAGCUGGUCAUUACAGGAAUUACAGGAAGCUUUUAAAUCUCUAUGUCUUCUUUCUUUUGGGAACAUGACCAUUGUGAAUUUCUCCAUUGAAUAUGAUUCCAUCAAUAGCCGGAACAUCUUCACAAAUGGAGAUACAAUUAACGGACGGAUUAUUGUGGAGCUCUCUAAAGAUACUACAAUCCAGUCUCUCUCUUUUGUUGGAAAAGGAAGUGCAGUGGUUUGCUGGACUGAAGAUGUAAAUCACAGUCAAUUUGUUUCACAUAUUGUAUGUCACUACUGGUCUGGUGAAAAAUAUUAUGAUAUCAAACAACAUAUCUUGAGAGAUGGUAAUGAAACAUUUCCCAAAGGAAGACAUGUGUUCCCUUUUACCUUCAAGGUCCCUGACAGAAAAAUGCCGUCUUCCUUCAAGUCAAGCACUAAUAGAAUUGUUCAUGAGGUUAAGGCAGAGCUCAAACAGCCAAUGAAACUGACAAAGGAGGCCAAAGCCCACUUUACAUUUGUCUCCAAAGCCGACUUGGAUAUACACGGACUCAUGGAACCUCAACAUAAUUUCACUGAUAGAAGUCUCAGUACUUGUGGCGUUGGUAGAAUUUCAAUGGAUGUUUACACGAGCCAAGUGGGAUACCAGCAAGGUGAAGAUCUCCAAGUCCAAGUUGAAAUUCACAACCAAUCCUCUCGUACCUUGAAGCCUAAAUUCGUAUUGUACGAAAAGCAGAGUUUCUCUGCUCAAGGUCACAGGAGACUUUACAAAAAUGAGAUUCUUAAGGAGAAAGGGGACCUCGUUGAGGCGCAUAGUAACAAGACUGUGAUGAAUAUAAUCACCAUCCCCAGAGAGCUGCCGACCUCUAUUUUGAAUAGCGCCAUCAUCAAGCUGGAAUACAGGCUGAAGAUCGUCCUGGGAAUCAAAUUUGGAAUCAAUCCAAAGAUCAAACUUCCAAUCGUUGUCCUACCUGCCCUUGAGGUUUCUGACGGAGAACAACCACCAGGUCCUGCAGCUGCCUUCCAACCAACCACCCUGGAGCCAAACACAGGGCAGCUACCCAACCACUGCACUUCCCUCCACCAUAUGAAUGACACACGGUGUAUCCCUCCUUAAAUAAUGCUGAUUAAUAUGGAAAUGUUCUAGAAAUCUCCUUCCACUAGUGAUGUGCGAUGAGCUUCAAGGCAGAUUAGGCACCUUUUUAAAAAAAUUUAAUUCCAUAUGGUCUAAUCAAUGCUUAUACAAGCUGCUUAUUAGUAGGAUAACAAGAGAAUAAUUCACUUUCAUAAAAAUGUAAUCAAAUACGUUGAUUUACUUUAUAAAAUUAAAAACAAUUUCUGGUCU